Molecule: messenger RNA, 4843 nt
Organism: Taeniopygia guttata (zebra finch)
Lineage: Eukaryota; Metazoa; Chordata; Aves; Passeriformes; Estrildidae
Source: RefSeq, a predicted model, not a curated record
UUCCCGAGCCCGAGGCCCCUCCCGGAGCCGCCGGGACCCCCCCCAAAAAUCCAUCCUUAAAAUUCGGACACCCCAAAAUCCACCCGCGCCCCCUCCCCCACCCCGGGAAAUCCCAAAAAAAAUCCCCCCCAAAAAAAAACCCCAAAUUCCCACGAUUUUUAAUUAAAUUUUUUUAUUUAUUUUUAUUUUAUUUCCCGGCAUUUUCGCCGCUCCGUCCCCGCCCCUCCCCCACCCGUGGGAAGAUUCCAUCCCCCCCCCCCCCCCCCAAAAUAAAUCUGGGGGGUCCCUCCCCCCGCCCCCCUCGCCUUUUCCAUUCCCGGUUUUUUGGGGAUUUUUCCCGGUUUUUUUGGGGGGAAUUUUGGGAAGAUCGGGCAAGAUGCCACCGCCGUCGCUGUCCCCGCUGUCCCCUCUGCUCCUGCUGCUCCUCUCCAGCUCUGCCCGCGGCGCCGUCCACGCCAACCUCACCGAAGGCUGCCAGAUCAUCCACCCUCCGCGGGACGGGGGCAUCCGCUACCGGGGGCUGACGCCGGACGAGGUGCGGAGCGUCCGGUUCCUGCCCUUCGACUACGAGAUCGAGUACGUGUGCCGGCCCGAGCGCGAGAUCGUGGGGCCCAAAGUGCGCAAGUGCCAGCGCGACGGCACCUGGACGGCCAUGGGCCACCCCAGCCGCUGCCUGCGGACGUGCCCCAAGGCCCACCUGAGCCUGGAGAACGGGCAGGUGGCCGCGGGGGCCAUGGAGAAGGUCCCCGUGGAGGGCACCUGGGCCAGGUUCUCCUGCCAGCCCGGCUUCCGCCUGGUGGGCGCCGCGCGCAGCAACUGCACCCGGAGCGGACGCUGGAGCCAGCCCCGGCCCCACUGCCUGCCUCAUCGACCCCCCUCAGGGAAGAAGGCCGUGCACGUGGGCGCGCUCUUCCCCAUGUCCGGCGGCUGGCCGGGCGGGCAGGCGUGCCUGCCGGCCGUCAGGAUGGCCCUGGAGGACAUCAACGAGCGCCGCGACAUCCUGCCCGACUACGAGCUGCGCCUCAUCCACGUCGACAGCAAGUGUGACCCCGGCCAGGCCACCAAGCUGCUCUACGAGCUGCUCUACAACCUCCCGUUCAAGAUCAUCCUCAUGCCCGGCUGCUCCAGCGUCUCCACCCUGGUGGCCGAGGCCGCGCGGAUCUGGAACGUCACCGUGCUUUCCUACGGCUCCAGCUCCCCGGCGCUCUCCAACCGCCGGCGCUUCCCGACGUUCUUCCGGACGCAUCCGUCGGCGACGCUGCACAACCCCACGCGUGUCCAGCUCUUCAAGAAGUGGGGCUGGACCAAGAUCGCCACCAUCCAGCAGACCGAGGAGGUCUUCACCUCGACCCUGGAUGACCUCGACCGGCGGGUGAAGGAGGCCGGGCUGGAGAUCACCUUCCGCCAGAGCUUCUUCUCCGACCCCUCCGCGUCUGUCCGGAACCUCAAGCGCCAGGACGCCCGGAUCAUCGUGGGGCUCUUCUACGAGACGGUGGCACGGAAAGUCUUCUGUGAGGUCUACAAGGAGAAGCUCUACGGCAAGAAGUACGUCUGGUUCCUGAUUGGCUGGUACGCCAACAAGUGGUUCCGCACCCCGGACCCCUCCAUCAACUGCACCGAGGCCGAGAUGGCCGAGGCCGUCGAGGGCCACAUCACCACCGAGAUCGUCAUGCUCAACCCCGAGAACACCCGCAGCAUCUCCAACAUGACGUCCCAAGAGUUCAUCGAGAAGCUGGAGAAGAGGCUGGGGAACAACCCGAAGGAGACCGGGGGCUACCAGGAGGCGCCGCUGGCCUACGACGCCAUCUGGGCCUUGGCCUUGGCGCUCAACAAGACGGCCCAAGAGUUGGCCAAGCAAGGGGUGGGGCUGGACGAGUUCAACUACAACAACAAGACCAUCACCGAUGAGAUCUACCGGGCCCUCAACUCUUCAGCCUUCGAGGGUGUCUCGGGCCACGUCGUGUUCGAUGCCAGCGGCUCCCGCAUGGCCUGGACCCUCAUCGAGCAGCUCCAAGAUGGGGAGUACCAGAAGAUCGGUUACUACGACAGCACCAAGGACAACCUGUCCUGGUACAACAACGACAAAUGGAUCGGGGGGUCCCCUCCGGCCGAUUACACCAAGGUGAUCACCACGUUCCGCUUCCUGUCCCAAAAAUUGUUCAUUUCUGUUGCGGUGUUGGCGUCACUGGGGAUCGUCCUGGCCGUGGUUUGUUUGGCCUUCAACAUCUACAACGGGCACGUGAGGUACAUCCAGAAUUCCCAGCCCUACCUGAACAACAUGACGGCCGUCGGUUGUACCCUGGCGCUCGCCGCCGUCUUCCCGCUGGGGCUGGACGGGUACCACAUCGGGCCGGGGCUGUUCCCGCUCGUCUGCCAGGCGCGGCUGUGGCUGCUGGGGCUGGGCUUCAGCCUGGCCUACGGCAGCAUGUUCACCAAGAUCUGGUGGGUGCACACCGUCUUCACCAAGAAGGACGACAAGAAGGACAAGCGGAAGAGCCUGGAGCCCUGGAAGCUCUACGCCACUGUGGGGGGCCUGGUGGCCUUUGACGUGGUCACGCUGAGCGUGUGGCAGAUCGUGGACCCCCUGCACCGCACCAUCGAGGAAUUCACCAAGGAGGAGCCAAAGUCGGACAUGGACGUGUCCAUCCUGCCCCAGCUCGAGCACUGCAGCUCCACCAAGAUGAACACCUGGCUCGGGAUUUUUUAUGGAUUCAAGGGGCUGCUGCUGCUGCUGGGGAUUUUUUUGGCUUAUGAGACCAAAAGCGUCUCCACGGAGAAAAUCAACGACCACCGGGCUGUGGGCAUGGCCAUCUACAACGUGGCGGUGCUGUGCCUGAUCACGGCGCCGGUGACGCUGAUCCUCAGCUCGCAGCAGGACGCCGCCUUCGCCUUCGCCUCCCUCGCCGUCGUCUUCUCCUCCUACAUCACCCUGGUCGUGCUCUUUGUGCCCAAGAUGCGGCGGCUGAUCACGCGCGGCGAGUGGCAGGCGGAGCAGCAGGACACGAUGAAAACGGGAUCCUCCACCAACAACAACGAGGAGGAGAAGUCGCGGCUGCUGGAGAAGGAGAACCGCGAGCUGGAGAAGAUCAUCGCCGAGAAGGAAGAGCGCGUCUCGGAGCUCCGCCAGCAGCUCCAGGCCCGGCAGCAGCUCCAGCUCCGCUCCCGCCGCCGCCACUCCCGCGAUUCCCAAAAUUCCCAGAACUCCCAGAACCACCUGGGGCCCUCCUCCCAGCAUUCCCAGAUUUCUCAGCAUUCCCAGAUUUCCCGGGAUUCCCAGAUUUCCCAGGGGUUCCCCCAGCCCAGCCUGGUUCGCUGCCUGGUGUCGGAGCAGGCGGAGAAGCUCGGCCGCGGGAAUUGCGACGGCAGCCGCGUGCACCUCCUCUACAAGUGAGCGGGAAUUCCCGGGAUUCCGGCCGGGAAAACCACGGAAUUCCGGCCGGGAAACUGUGGGAUUGUAGCGGGAAAGCUGCUGGAAUUCGCGUACAAAAAUCCUGGAAUUUCUGUGGGAAAAAUCCCGGAAUUUAGGUGGGAAAACCCCCCAGAAUUAGAGCGGAAAAAUUCUGGAAUUCACGCAGGGAAAAUCACGGAUUUCUGGCAGAAAUAUCCCAGAAUUCAUGUGGAAAAAUCCUGGAAUUCCCAGCAAAAAGUUCCUGGAAUUCAAGCAGAAAAAUCCCAGGAUUCAGGUGGGAAAGUUGCUGGAAUUCAAGCACAAGAAUUCCAGAAUUUCUGUGGGAAAAGACAAGAAUUCAGGCAGGAAAAAUCCUGGAAUUCACACAGGAGAAGUACAGAAUUCUUUCGGAAAAAUCCUGGAAGUCCGGUGGAUAAAUCUUGAAAUUUCUGAGGAAAAUUCCUGGAAUUCACACAGAAAAAUCCCAGAAUUCAUGAAUUCAUUAUAGAAAAUCAUAGAAUUUGUCCAGGAAAAUUCCUGGAAAUCCUGAGGAAAAUAAUGUGGGAUUUCUGCUGAAAAAAUCCUGGAAUUCACGCCAAAAAAAAAAUUCCCAGAACCCACAGAGAAAAUAAUGCAAUUCCCACCAGAAAAUUCCUGGAAUUUCUGCCAAAAGAUCCUGGAAUUCUAGCAGAAAAAUCCUGGAAUUCCCACAGAAAAAUUCCUGGAAUUCAUGUGGAAAAAUUACCAGAAUUCCCGCCCAAGUCCACUGGAACUCCAUCAGGUUAGAAAUGCACUGCACAGAAUUCCAAGAUAAAUUUGGGAUAAAAAUUCCCAGAAAUUCUCCAGAAUUCCCGUUUGUCCUUUGGUUAUCCCAGAAAUACUCCAGAAUUCCUGAAAUUUAUCCCAAAAAUCCUCCAGAAUUUCCAAAUUUUUCCCUAGAAUUCCCAAUUUCCCCCCAGAAUUCCCAAUUUUCCUUCAGAAUCCCCAACAUUUAUCCCAAAAAUCUCGUAGAAUUCCCAAAUUUUCCAAUCUUGAUCCCAAAAAUCCUCAGGAACUCCUAGAAUUCUCCAAAAAAUUCCCUAUUUCCCUCAAGAAUUCACAACCUUUAUCCCAAAAAUUCCCCAGAAUUCCCAAUUCCCCCCCCAAAAUUCCCAGUUUUUCCCCAGAAUUCCCAAUUUUCAUCUAAAAUCCCCAAAUUUCCCCCAGAAUACCCAAUAUAUGCCAAAAAUCCUCCAGAACUCCCAAAUUUCCCUCCAAAAUUUAUCCCAAAAAUCCUCCCAGUAUUCCCAAAAAAUCCUCCAACCCCCUCCAGGCGAGAAAAAUUCCUGGAAUUCAGAGGCAAAAAAAAGGGAUUUGGGGCCAGGAAUUCCCAGAAUUUUCUGGGAAUUCUUAGUUUGGGGUCUGGGCUCCAGAAUUUCCCAAAAUUCCCGCGGAAAAAUCGGGAUCCUGCUGCUC